Messenger RNA from Ceratotherium simum simum (southern white rhinoceros), 3214 nucleotides. It is a transcript of the gene CCDC157, whose product is annotated as coiled-coil domain containing 157. The record is from RefSeq and is a predicted model, not a curated record. Lineage: Eukaryota; Metazoa; Chordata; Mammalia; Perissodactyla; Rhinocerotidae.
GGGGGACGCGGUACCUGUUUGGGCUCGGUGGCCACCGGCGGCGGCGGGGGCACCGCCUGCACGGGUCCGGCCGGCAUGACUGCGACGCUCAGGGCUGCCAGUCCGCCUCGGUGUAGGUGAGCGGUGCUCCGUCAAAAGAGUUUCCCCUCACCAACAGUACGACAAGCUCGCAAGAUGGCGGCGACCGAACGAGUCGUAGCCGAGGAGGCAAGGCUGACGCACUUCCGGUCCCGCCCCUAUUCCGUGGCGUCACUUCCGCCCCUUCCGCGCAUGAGGCGACCCGCGCGAGACGCCGUUGCCAUGGCAGCGGUCGGGGCGCCCGGCUCUGGUUUGUGGGAGAUCCCAGGCGCGGCGGGCGCGCCGAGAGCAGUUCCAUGAGCCCACCAGACACAGGGGCUGAGGCUGUGACGCCGGAGACUGGGACUGAAGAGCUGCUCGGGGCCAGCCCUAACACAGGAUACAGGAAGCCAGGCACCUGGGUGAUCCUCUGACCCUGAGCCCCAGAGCCCAAAGGCUAGUCCAAGAGCUCGACACACUCAGACAUCCAGCUCCAGGAGCAGGCACCUGGGCAGAGGAGCCACGAGGAUGGCGCACCUGCUGGGCAGCCAGGCCUGCAUGGACAGCUUGCGCAAGGACCUUACCGACCUGCAGGGCGCCAUCGUGGACGUGUUCUCCCGUGCCGGGCCCGUGCGUUUCCCCUCCUGGAAGUUCCCUGACCGAGUAGCCUGUGACCUGGACAUGGUGGCCCUGCUAGAGCACUAUGACCAUGUGCCGAGUGACCCUGAGUUCACGCAGCUCUCCCACGCUGUUCUGCUGGAGCUGGUCAUCGACAGGCUCCUGCUGCUGCUUCAGAGCUGUGCGAGCUAUUUGGAGAACCUCGGCUCAGAGCAGACAGUGCCCCCUGCCCGGGCUGCAGGGCCCUGCAUGUCUGUGGGGCUCACGGUGCGGCGCUUCUGGAACAGUCUGCUGAGGCUGGGCAUGCUCUACCAGCAGGCAGCCCCCCAGAAAAGGGCAAACCAAGGAGAGACCCCCACUUCUAAGCCCACAGCCACCGGCGAGCCAGCCAGGAGCCCUGAAUUUGUGACUGCCAAGUUCAUCAAGCCUCCUUCCCCAAUGCCACUCUUGCCCCAGACCUGCCAAGAGGCAGACAGCCUCGCCGUCAGAGUCUCCCUGCAGCGUCCAGCCGGGACCACCAAGAACACCAGGAGUGUCCGCUCCCAGACCGUGGAGACGGCCCUGGUGCCCUGUGAUGCGUGCACCAGCGUCCAGGGCAGCCUGUGGGAGGUGGGCAAGGUGGUCAUCAGCCUGUGUCAGAGCCAGAACUUGCCCUCGUCCUUAGGCCAGUUCCAGCAGCUGGUGCGGGACAGCGUGGGGCUCAGGCCGCUGCCGGCCACCACCAUGGGCCACUGGGCCACAGAGCAGAGCAAAGACCUGACGCGCCUCAGUAAGCAUGUGGGGGCCCUUACUCAGCUCGUUGGGCCCCUCAGGGCCCAGCUGGAGGAAGCUGAGGGGCAGAAGGAUGGCCUGAAGAAGCAGGUGGGCAAGCUGGAGCAGGCGCUGCAGCAGGAGCAGGGGGAGCGGCGGCGGCAGGCGGACGAGGCCAGGCAGCGCCUGGCCAAGUGGGAGCACGACAAGCAGCAACUGCUCGCAGAAACAAGUGACCUCAAGAGGAAGGUGGCCAUCCUGGAGGGGGAGCUGAAGCAGCAGAAGGAGUCCAUGCAGGCUGUGGAGACCAAGGCCCAGCAGCUGCAGGAGGAGGCCAAGUGCAGGGCGGAGGCCGAGAGGCAGGUGCAGCAGCUGGAAGAGCAGGUGCAGCUGCUGGCAGGGCGGCUGGACGGGGCCAGCCAGCAGAUCCGUUGGGCCAGCACAGAGCUGGACAAGGAGAAGGCCCGCGUCGACAGUAUGGUCCGCCACCAGGAGUCCCUGCAGGCCAAACAGCGAGCCUUGCUGCAGCAGCUGGACAGCCUAGACCAGGAGCGCGAGGAGCUGCGGGGCAGUCUGGACGAGGCCGAGGCCCAGCGGGCCCACGUGGAGGAGCAGCUACAGAGCGUGCAGAGUGAGAGGGAGCAGGGGCAGUGCCAGCUCCUGGCCCAGCAGGAGCUGCUGCAGAGCCUGCAGCAGGAGAAGCAGGGGCUGGAACAGCUGACAACGGAGCUGCGGCUGACCAUCUCAGAGCUGGAACGGGAGCUCGUGGAGCUGAGGGAGCGGGAGCGGCUGCUGGUGGCCUUCCCGGACCUGCAUAGACCCAUCGAGACCCAGAUCCAGAGCUCCGGCAACGUCACGGAUGACAUGGAGAGGCAGGUGGAGGCCAACGACAUCCGCAUCCGGGUCCUGCAGGAGGAGAAUGGGCGGCUCCGGUCGAUGCUGUCCAAAAUCCGGGAGGUGGCCCAGCAGGGAGGCCUCAAGCUGAUCCCUCAGGACCAGCUCUGGGCCCCUCCCAGCAAAGGAAUCCAGGGAGCAACGCCCCCAGCCCAGGCCCAGAGACCAUCCCCAGGGCCCCUGGGCAGGCGGCACCCACCUGGCAGCAGGACGGCUAGUGCAGGCAGGACCCUCACAGGCCAGCCCCGGCUAUCGCUGCCUCAGCAGCCCUGCAGCCGGCCCAGCAAGUCCUCCCUGGAGAAUGUGACCCACUCAACCACCUGCGCCCAGAACCCCAUCUGGGCCCUGGCCAGGCUGAGGAGGAGACUAUCACCGGGCCAGGGCCAGGCCAGCCCUGCACAGCAGCCCCAGGAGCGGCCCAUGUAGCCUGCAGUGAGAUGGGGAUAGAAGGCAAGUGGCUGGUAACCCACCCAAAUGUAAUAAAGCCCCCGCCAUCUGCCCACAGCAGCCUUGGCCUCACAGCACCGGCUGCGCCGGGGGAAGUGUCCUUCCUUCCCCAUCCUGGACAGGGACCACUGAGCCAUGCAGGUCAUCGGCCAGCAGAGGCCUGGCACAUUGUGGGCCCUCAGUAAAUGGGAGCUUCCUGCCUCCCUCCUGACAGGGGCAAUGGGAGAAGAGGGCACACUGAGGGCAGAAGGAAGCUUCUAGCAGCUGGGUCAGGUGAAAGGCAGUCUUUUGAUCCCCAUAGCAAGGGCCAAGGGGUAACCUGGGCUCAGUGACCCCCAAGAACAAAGAGCAGGGUCAGGGGAGGGUGUGUGCAGGGGAGGGAGAGCAGCUACAGAGAUGGGCCCCCUCCCGGUGAGGAUGUCUGAGGCAAGGAAGAAGUCAGAGACUG